Messenger RNA from Poecilia latipinna (sailfin molly), 5864 nucleotides. RefSeq lists its product as uncharacterized. The record is from RefSeq and is a predicted model, not a curated record. Bases 552 to 3944 code for a protein of 1130 amino acids. Lineage: Eukaryota; Metazoa; Chordata; Actinopteri; Cyprinodontiformes; Poeciliidae. The transcript is spliced from 4 exons.
UCUCCUGUCUGUUUUUCAUUCUCUCUCUUUGCUCUCUCGUCGCCCAGCUGUAGACCAGGACGCACGCGUGCUGGGAAGGAGGAUAGUGGCAGAAAGAAAGGGGUGAAAGAAGGAGAGAGUGAAAGAGAGGGGGGGUGACAAAGGACAAGACAAAGAGUAGGACAGAGAAGGGGGCUGCAGCCCAGUGUAGCAGAUUGCCAUGUUCUGACAAUGGGGGUUUGCAUGGAGCAGCAGAAUCAAAACAGGACACAGCUCAGCUGUAUGUUGGAUCAAUAAAUGGUAGAUGAGUUCAGACUUCAGGCGAUGGAGUGGAAACCUUAUUAUUAAGAAGCACUGCUCGGUCGAACCGACUGCAUACUGAGUCCCGAGUUUGGAAUUUCUAAGAACUGACAUUACAAGGAUAAAGUCUCUCCAAUCCUUGGGAACCUACAGAAACUUGGAGGAAUGCAAACUUGAAGCUGGACUGCAUUAACAUUCAGAUGGACAAAAUGAUGCGAAAAGCGCUGUCCCUUCCUUGACUUCUCAGACCUUUUAAGUGAGCCAAAUAAGGGAUGGGGAGGCGAGCGGCUGACCUGACGACGCCGGUUCCGGUGUUGGGUGUCCCCGCCUCUGUAGGGGUGCGGAGCUGGAAGACAACAGGAGGAGACAGAAGCGGAGGAGUGCUGCUCCAGACUUGGGGACAGUGCAGCAUCGGCAUUCAGACGUCUCCGGGGAUUAGCAGACCACUUGUUCAGCUACCUGAUAGCGUCUCAAACAAUGUUACUCAAACAUCUAACACAUAUACCGCCAAGGAAACCAGGGCCAUAUCGCUUCAUGUGAAGAGUGACAACGAGAAAAGGGCUAUUUUAAGGCAGAAAACUGAGGAAACCAAGAUCAAAAAGGAAGUGACUUUCAAAGCACUCGGAGGUGUCGGUUCAAAGGAUGUCGCCGGCUGUCAGAAGAGAAGUGGUGGGACGUACUGCUAUGCCAGGGCAAUUAAAACCAAUCCCCUCAUUGCAGGCACCGCCAGCAGCGGCAGAACCAGACUGAAGUCUUCCACCCGUUACAUCAACGGGAGCGUGGUGGAUUCCGAGGCAAUCGGCGGGAUCAUCGAAGUCAAAGACGACGCGGAGCCCUCGAAGGCCGCGGCUUCUCACGGAACGGUCUCGCGCCAUCUUUGCGCAGACCAGUCGAAAAAGGCGUGCAACCAGUGUGGCGGGAAGCAGUCUGUAAUAUCCAGAGGCGCCGUCCCGGGGGAGACCACUUCCGAGGCUCUCUUCGGGGAGAAGGCAUCAAAGCCAGCCCUCGCAUCUCUGUUUACAGCCACACAUUUAAAACUUCCUCAUACACUGAAACAAAACCAGCUAAACUCUCAGAGCAGCGGAGUAAAGAACACACAGAUUGCAAGCAACCCACACUUGUAUUAUAUUAAUGAAGAGAUAACAUAUCGACGAACACCCCACCCUGCAUGUCCGGUGCAUUCCAGGGUUGGUUCAGGAACUCUGUAUCGCACACACGCUUCAAGCGACGUGACAUCCGUCCAACCGGAAGCCAUUCUCCACACUAAAACUGUUACGGUUGCUAAAGCCAGAAUUGAAAGCAGGCAGGCGAGUUCCGCAACAAACUGUUUCGCAAAACCCAACCAGGACAAUAAAAUCUCCAUCCUUUCAAGUUUUUGCUCGACGCCUCAAAUGGCCACGGCAACCAAAACCUUUCAAGCUUCCCCUCAGCGCCUCAAGACAUCGCCUCACCACUACCUACAAGAUAAUAUUACUCAAAAUGUAUGUGUCUCUGUGCACGCCGUGCCCGAGUGUCCACCUUUAUCUUUGUACACUGUAGCCAUGGGAAGUCAAAGAACAUCCAGUCCAGUUGCACAGGCAACUUUUAAUCUGGAGAGGAUGUGUCCGCAUAGUAAUGUCAGUCAGGCGCCAGAAGCCUUGCACUCAACACACAAAGCACAAAUUCUUGAAUCAGACCUUUCUUCAUAUCUCACAAUGGUAAGCUCCCCAUCUGAUUUAGAUAAAUGCCAGGAAAAGCCCCCGUCAAGAGCUGCCGACGUAUCGCCAGCUAAAAUAUCUCUUAUUGACAACCCAGCUCAAUUCCCUGCUUCUGCUAAUCCGCCUCAGAAACCUGCGCCGCAUUCGCUCCUAAGUGCCGCCGUCUCUUUGAAUUAUAAAGUCAAUCCAGAUCAAAUUUCAUGUAGAGGCACCACAGACAACGCCGUGGCUCCGAAAAUCCACUCGGUUCAGCCUAACUCCUCAGACUCUGAAACUGCGCCGCAUAUUUCCGCGUCCUCUGCACGCACAAUAUCUGGCGCGUCCAAGUCCCCGGAAGCAAAAGGUGAGUCGCGCGCAGCUCUCCCGAGCUCCGCAGCUGGUCGUUGCACGGUAUAUGAAAAUAUGACCGUCAAAACUGAGGUGAGACAAGUCACAUCCCUGAACGGUUCUCUGGCGUCUCUGGGCGGAGAAAGACGAGAUGACCUUGCCGCAUCCGGUGCGUGUUUGCUUCAGUUGACAGACGCAACCGAGGUGCUAAGGAACGGCGACGCACACGACAAAAACCAAGCUCACCACACACAAGCACCAGACAUCAGCAGUCAAAACAGUAAUAAACCUCGCGUUUGGGGCGUCGUUACCAAGCAGCAGAGCGACUCCGCAGCAACUCCUCUCGAAAAGUCACCAAAUAUGUUGGGAACCGCCGAGGGAGGAAGUGAAACUAAAAGCCAUCACACUAAUCCAACUAUCGGCCCCGCUGUGGAAUUACAAUGUAAUAAAAACAAAUGUAUCGACCGUGCUGUCAAUGAAUUAGCGGUGCACAAGCCUGAAGAGCAUAAAAAUUCACGGGUCACUAACCCUCAGAAUUGCUUUUCCCCAAUUAAGUCAAGCACCUUUCUUCCGCAGGGUUGUCUGGACAGAGAAAAACAAAGACUUAAACAUUAUAAAGGAUGCACACGAGCAGACCAUGAGGGACACAGCGCAACAAAUCCACUGGGCCAGGCAGCCAGGCACCCCGAUUCGAAUGCACAACAGUUUGCCUUGGGUGCAGCAGCCAGCCGUGCAAAUAGUGCAUUUGAAUCCAACGCGGAUGGGCAGAAGCAUCUCGGUUAUUCAUCGCCCCCGGUCAAGACGCAAACUAACUGUGAGCCCAGUAUCUCGCAAACAAACACAGAGGUGAAACACAUCACCCAGUCUGCCGCCGACUGCCAAAAUUCCAAUUUCGAUAUUACAUUACGGAGGCAAACACACACAAGUCCAGAACCUUCUGUCAGCGUGCCAGCAUCGUUCACCGGCAAAGGAGGGCUCUCGGCACACACAGGCCCUGACCGGGAGUUCGACCUACAGCCGCCUGCAAUGCUCGCUAAAUCAAGUUUCACCCUCCCGUCCAGAGAGGUGGAGGGAAUAAGCAGAGCAGAUUUAAAGUUUAGCCCCGCUGCUCCUCAGUCGGGCCCCGAGGGCACUGGGCUGUCUCACUCCCACCCGUCCGACGCGGCGCUGCUGUUGCCGCCUUCCCCGCAGUGCUGCAGGUCUGCAGGCCUGGAGCAGAGGCUCAAGACCGUGGAGGCCAGCCUGGCGGCCAACAAGGACAGGAUCACCACCCUGCUUAACAUCAUUCAGGACCUGGAGACAUGCAACACUCCCAACAGCCUUCGGCGAUGUCAUAAAAGUGGACUGGACCUGAGAAACUGCUCGACCUGCCAGAAGACUGCUUGUAUUGUGUACAGUGUCGAGUACGACUUCAGGCAGCAGGAGCGACACUUCUUGGAGGUUCUGAAUCACUCACCGGGUGACAGCAGCAGUUUCCCCGCAUAUCUGGCGGCGCCUUCAAACCUCGGCCUCCUUCGAAACGCCAUCUUUAGGAACCUCACAAAGACAAAGUUGAAGAGCAAAAAGCUGUGCAGGACUCUGCUCAAGUGGAUUCCAAGAAAAAAAUCGUCGGCCGUAGAUCUCUGCAUUGCCAGCAUGUGACCAGCAUGAAAGAUUCCACCCUGAACUAAAGUUUGGAAUAAUCGUAAUAAAAACUAACCACAAAACUGGCAGCUACCCAUUACUAAGAGACAGUAGGUGAUUGGGUUAUCCUUCAAUCAACCAGUACUAUGGUACCUCUGGCUACUAGAUAUGGUAACAUAGCUUUUCUUUUUUUUCUAGAAGUUUUCUUAAGACAAGUUUAAAGGUAAAACAGAAAAAAAACAACAAAAAAAACAAAGUGGAAUUUAGCAGAAUUCUAAAAAUAUUUGUUCUAAAAGCUGCUGCACUGGGCUAUUCAGAGCAUUUAUACAAGUUUUCAUAUUACCUUAAUAUGUUCAAAUUCAAAUUCUGUUAUAUUGCAGCAACAAACGUCAGAGCGUAAUAUUUGGAUUUUAUGUGACAAAGCAACGUAAAGGUCAUAGUUAUAUAAAAAGAAACUUAAAAGAAAAAUUUAACUCAAAAAAGUGCAUUUGUGUCCAAGCCAUUACUCUCAUAACCCACAAUAAAGUCUCCAGCAGCAAAACUUCAGAAAUCAGACUUAAAAUGCAUGUAAUUUAAUCUCAGUAGAAAUUAACUGUUACGAGACAAAACGGCUUACGAAUAAUGUUGAAAACAUGUUGAAAGCUUGGCUGCGUAAAUGAGGUCAUCACUCUAAAUAAUGUUUCCACUCAUUUCACCAAACCCUUUCAUUUGUCACUGCAGUAAAACGGCGGUUCAAAAAGUCUUGACUUGGACGCACCAAACAGAAAUGGGUGUUGCACUUCCCAGAUUUUUUAAUAAAUUUUUUAUUUCAUUUCCGUCUAUCACAUAAAAAGCAAAUAAAAACAAAACACAUUAAAAUUUCCUUCUAGUUGUACCUUUGCAACAUGGAAAGUAAACUUGAUGGGUAUUAUACCCAGCAUGAGUGGUCCACAGCCUGACAACUUUUAUAUGUCAGAGCAGGAGGCGGCCUGUCCUCGAAGAUGUGUGGUUGGGUUUUUUUUUUGUUUUUUUUUUCUCAAUGUAUCCCUGGUUGAUGCAUGCUGUCAGCACAAACAACUGAAACCAGAAGCUUAGAUAAACAAAAUAAAAAAAAGAAAAGAAAAGAAAAGAAAACACCAUUUCUCACCAUCUGAAGUUAAGUCAGAAAAAAAUAUUAUCUUUCUUUUGCUCAGUUAGAAUUACAAAAAUUAUUCAGAUUUGUUUAUUGACACAUUGAGACAAGGAGAGGAACAAUAUGUCAGAGAUGUAAGUUUUAACGUAUUCAAAAGAAAUCAGAAAUUCAGAUAGAUUUCCUAAGUACUUGGUAGUGUUGCCUUUGAAUUGUAUGACUUUGGUCAAGUGUUUUGGGGAUGCUUCCCACGAGCUUCUCGUAAAAGUUUGCUGGAAGUCUGACCGAUUCCUCCUGACGGAACUGGUGGAACUGGGAUAGUAGACUGGUUUUCUCACGCAGCGAAAACAGUCCCACGGGGUGAUGCUUGAAACUGCAUCUGUAAAUUAUACUGAAGACAUUAAUAAAUAAAUCUCUGAGAUAUUCUCUCAUUCUUGUGGUAUAUAACAAGUAUAAAUCAUUUUUGUAAUUCUAUCUGAUCUUUACCAAGAGAAGUUUGGUCUGAUUUAACUUUAGACAGAGGAGGGGGGGGAGUUAUAUCUUUUUUUUAUUCAGUGUUUUGGUUUCAACUGUAAAAUUUGUGUUUUGCAAUUCAUUUUGAGCCUGAUUUUAGCUACUUUUCAAAAAUGGUAUAAGGAUUUCUUUGUUUUGCUUUUCAGUGUUAAUAUUUAAAUAAGCCUGGUUGUAUUUGAAGACUAAACCCAAUCCCAAAUUUCUAUAUCUAAUUUUCUAUAUAAGACUGUUUGUUCUCUUUGCACUGUUGAGAUUAAUACAUCUGACUGAAAGUUGACCUAUUAUCUCGUUCCCCUUAGAAUAAACGUCAGGAACAC